Owenia fusiformis is the source of this 1338-nucleotide messenger RNA. Lineage: Eukaryota; Metazoa; Annelida; Polychaeta; Sabellida; Oweniidae. The record is from the annotation of a GenBank genome assembly.
CACUUCUAGUGAGACAGGUCGUCAUAGUUCGAUUCACAGCCGCCAGAUGGACACAGGUCAAACGAGACUUGCGUUUAUUCUGAAUAUCUUUACUUUUCUUACAGUAAUACUAGAUUUAAUUGAACUAAAAAUGUUAAAGGUAAAUAAAGAAACCAAAACAAUGACUUAAAAUACCAUGGUUAGUCUCAAAUUUCAAACGAGAAAACACGAGAAUUGAUUACAUGUGUUGCUGAAGGUCGCCAUUUUUUUGCCGGUGCUCAAAAAUAAUAUAUUUUGUUGAAUAUGGAUCCUAAGAAGAUGGCAGAUAUGGCUGGGAGGCUGAAAGGGGCUGGGAGAGGUCUACCAACAGGCCUUGGCCUUCUUGCAGCUGCAGGAGGACUGGCAUACGGCCUUUAUAAUUCCAUGUAUACAGUGGAGGGAGGUCACAGAGCUAUAAUGUUCAACAGGAUAGGUGGCGUGCAAGAUUAUAUAAUGUCAGAAGGACUUCAUUUUAGGGUGCCAUGGUUUCAGUAUCCUAUUAUAUAUGACAUCAGAACAAAACCAAGAAGAGUAGCAUCUCCAACAGGAAGUAAAGAUUUACAGAUGGUUAAUAUAUCACUCCGUGUGUUGACUCGCCCCAUGCAGACAAUGUUACCACAAGUGUACAGACAACUGGGCCAGGAUUAUGAUGAGAGAGUACUGCCAUCUAUUGUUAAUGAAGUUUUAAAAAGUGUUGUUGCAAAAUUCAAUGCUUCCCAGCUUAUUACGCAGCGUUCUCAGGUCAGUUUGCUUAUACGUCAAGCCCUUGUAGAGCGAGCCAAGGACUUUCAUAUUAUACUUGAUGACGUGUCUAUCACGGAGCUGAGCUUUGGCAAGGAGUACACUAAUGCUGUUGAAGCUAAACAGAUUGCACAACAAGAUGCCCAAAGAGCCCAGUUCUUUGUGGAACGUGCCAAGCAGGAACGACAACAGAAAAUAAUCCAAGCUGAGGGAGAAGCAACAUCAGCUAGUUUGAUAGGUGAAGCUAUAUCUAAUAACCCUGGAUACCUGAAGCUGAGAAAACUAAGAGCAGCACAAAACAUAUCUAGAACAAUUGCCCAGUCUAAGAACCGUGUCUACUUGAACGCAGGCAGUCUAAUGCUGAACAUUGUGGACGAGGAAUUUGAUAAGACACUAGAGGCUUCCGUAACAAAGGGAAAGAAAAAAUAGACAAUAUCUUAGGACAAUUUUAGAUAAACAAAAGCAAAUGUGGGGCAGUAGCUGAUUUCUGUACAGUCACUGCAAUAGUGAUUUAAAUGGUAGUGUUGAAUGAUUUUGAAAUCUGUUACCAUGGAAACUACUCACAGUGAACUUGAUACA